AUUGUAACAUAUUAAUGGUACUGAAUCGGAUUCCGUUUUGAUUUACCCGUGGCUACAGCUUGUUUGGAUGCCUAUACUAGGAAAUGGGAAAAUCAUACCAAAAGCGAGAGGAUUUGGACAGAUAUUGGUACUCGAGAAAUUGACGUCUAUCGUCUUCCAAAGCUAGACUUCACUGUUUCCCAUCUCAUCUCAUCGCCGGCCAACAAAGAUAUGAGUUUGGAUCUCUCUGUUAAUCUCUGCCUCCUUCAAUUUUGGAUCAUCCCUUUCGUAUGGGAACUAGAAUGGUGACCAAGUUUCUUGAACUACCUGGACUCUAGCUAUCAAAAUCUAUUGUCAGCUCGGCCGCAAUGCGCUCCUAAGAUUAAGGAAUUUAGUUUAAACUUUAAAACGGUAUGAUAAAUGCAAUGUUUUCAUAACCGGGUUUGCCUAAACCAUCCACAUUCCCGCUUUCAAAUAUCCAAACUCGUGGCCACCCGAUACCCAUGCAGAGAGGUUUUUCAAACCCAUCCCCAUAUGCGUGGGUUUCGACUUUCGUCCCAUACAUCCAACAUUAUAAUACCUAAAAUUUGACAUGUAAAUUUUCAAAUGUAACAUUAAACGCACCUACUAUAUCAUGAAGUCGACAAAGAGACAAUCAUUCUCAAUAUGAUUGUGACAUUAUAUUAAUAGGUAGAAAAAAAGACAUUGUGACAUCAUUUUGUGGCGCAACUCAAUACUGACUAAGCACCGCCGAGGCUAUAACAUGAUCCUUACACCUUGUAUGCCACUUUUGGCCAAGGCGAGGCGGUUUCUUUCUGACUUGUGCCAAUCGAGUUUAGAUGAGUGUCUAGGAGUGCUAUUCAGAGCCUUGACCACAUGCAAUAUCGCUAUAAUCAAUUCAUCAUCUUGUUUUUCUGGAUCAUUUCACUUUUAUGAAAUAAUUUCACUAAUUGUUCGAAGCAACACAAGAGCAAAGGAUAAAUUCAUCAUAUGGCAAAUUUGAGCCUAAUGAUGGGUCGGAAUCCGACCAUGGAUAUGGCCAUUAUAGGAUUGCUUACAAUCACAAACAAAGGCGGCAAAAUAUUGACAAAAGCCAGCCUGCAGAUCUUUUGGCUGAGAAGUGGAGUGUAAUCUCUACCACAAUUAAUUUGAUUUACUCCACCCAGAAUUUGGAUCAUAAUGAAGGAUGACUUGGCUCUCCAUAUUCAGAGGCUGAAAAUUUUCUGUGAACAUAUGAUGAAACUUCCAUAUCUCAUAUGUGGGUGGUGAUUUCACUUUCUUUUUGCUUAUUGUUUCCUCAAGGAACCCAAUACAUAAAUCAAACCUAACAAGUUAAGGCUACAGUGGGGCGGCUGCUUAUCUUAAACUAUAAUUAUCAUAAACUCAUAUAUCAUAAACUCUUAGGUCUACUAUUGAGUUAUGAUAUUUCAAUCAUAAGAUCUUCGAUCCAAUGCUGCGGGAAAAUAAAUGCAAACCGAUCCGAUCUAACUUUGACUUUAAAUAAAUCAUAUUAUUUUUUCCCUUUUUUUUAAUGAGAAAAUUGCCUUCUUGUGGAGAAGCUUUUGCUUAAACUCCAAGGUUAGAAAUAAGGGUACCUUUCAUGGAAACAAUGGAAUUGUUAUUUAAGGUCAGAAGCCAGAAAUCAUAGCGAUGGGAGCUAAGAAAAAAUUACGGUAUAAAUGAAAUUCAUAAGUUUUGAGAAAUUCAUUUUGAAAUGAAAACUUUUUGUGUUUGGUAUUUAAAAGAAUUCAUUUUCAAUUCUAAAUUUUGAAUUCUACGAAAUUCGAACUAGUUAUAACAAUUCAUAGGAAUUGAGAUGAAAUUUCCAAAUGAAUUCCACAAGUAUUUACUAAUUAUAAUAAAACAACAUAAUUAUCCUCAUUUAUUUACUAAAUUACUUCUACAUAUAUUAGGCGUCAACUCAGUAGUACGAGGAACGUCGGCAAGAAUUUGAUUGCAACACCAGUAGCAGAUGUUGGUUAUUUGAUAUUUCUGCUUCAACUGUAUCAGUAUGUUGAGAAGACACAAUUAGAGUGUAGGGUUCAUCGACGAAAUAUAUAAAAAGAACUAAUGAAUAGAAUAGAAAUACAUAAGAACACUUUCGAUAUUAUACUUAUGGGACCAAAAUCAUUUUUAGAAGAUGGAUUACAAUAAAUAUUGUUUAUGCAUGAAAUUAAUAAUGGUGUAGUUGAAAUUUUUUAGUUUAAUUCAACUCUAAACGUAUGCCAAACCUGGUUUCGAAAUUGAAUUCAUUUUAUUUCUAAAUAUUUGAAUAUGGCAUACCAAAUACAAGAAUUCAUUUGACAAUGAAUUCUAUAUGGUAAUUCAUUUUAAUAUGAAAUGAAUUCUCGACUCAUUUGGUACCAAACAGUCUGUUAAGGAAUUUGAACCAUGGUCAUUGACUCAUCGGGAAGCGGGGUUAAAGCCUUACCAACUAGUCUAUUUUUAAUUUUUUUAAUACAAAUUUUACAUGUAAAUUUAUCUACAUUUGAAAGUUGAGGAAGGGCUAUAGCGGUAUAGCCCCUCCAGGAUACAACGUGGCUUCGCUAUUGUUUAAGGUAGUGACGACAGUUCUACUGAUAUUUGUUAUGAUGUGAUUUAAAUUCCAUCUAUAUAUCUCCAGGUCAUCGGCUAGAUAAGCAUAUGGUGCCAUUUUGGUUGGCUUCAAUGAGGAGAAGGAUAGCCUACAUUGGGUCCUAUGGCGCUCACUUUGUCGCAGGAAGCAUGGGAUGGAUUGGGUUUGAGACGAUUCGAAUAUUUUAAUUAGGCUCUACUUGUGAAGGUGGCAUGAUGAAUCCUUGAGGAGAGGGAUUCUCUCCUGGCGCAAAUGUAUCGUGAUAAAUAUUUACCUAACAAUACCAUACUUUCUAUAGGGACCUGCAUGAUUUUCAACUUCUGCGAGCGGGCAUACGCUAGUACGUUGGGUCGGUGGAGAAAAUUUUAGUUAUGGGAAAUAAUUUGCAAAAAGUGCUCCAAAUUUGAAUUUUUUUGAAAAAUUGAGGUUCUCUGGUGAGAGAAAACCUACCAUAGUGUUUGAGUUGGUCCGUCAAAGGGCACUUCUCUCGGUCCAAAGUGCCAUUGAAGAUGUGUUUAGGGUUCGGAUAGCUUUCUAGCACCCAAAUCAUAUUUCACUACCUUCCAUCUCCCAAACACCUCUUCUCCUCACGGGCUCAUGUUGCACCCAACAUGUGUGGCAACCCGUCUAUCGUUGAGAUGUGGAAGUGCAGGUUGGGAAGUGGUUCUUGGGCAAUGAAUCCGACCAUCAUGUUCCCCACAUGGGGCAAUGAUAGGGAAGACAAUUUUCCUUUCGCUCAUAUUCACGAGGGAGAGAUGUCUUGAUUUGAAAAUUUUAAAAGUGGUGACGUGCAUGGCAAGUUUAAGUUUAGGCUCAAAAAAUUGAGUCCCUCUUUGAAAUGUGGGAGCACCACCUUGGAGUCCUCGAAUUUUCAAUGUUUUCUAUGAGACACCCAGUGCACACGUCAAGUGUCCGGACCUCCUUAGUUGACAAGGUCCUCAACCGAGAGUGUGCAUGACAUGAUUAGAUAGAAGUAAAGUUUACCCGACUUUGAUUAUUCUCGAGGCACCACCAAUGAUUCAUAGUGCAUACCAUUAUUUUAUUCAUACAAGUUGUACGAGUUUGAGCAGGUUUGCUUGGGGACAAGCAAACAUUCAAGUGUGUGUGUGUGGGGGGGGGGGGGGGUUGAUUCGGGUUAGAUUACAAAAAAAUUCAUCCUUUUACUUACAACGUUUGAUGUGUUUGCACCAUCCUUAGAGCUAGUUUACGUGGGGUUUGUUUGUGCUUUCUCAUGUUUCGGACCUUAUCAGGUAAUCUUGCCACCCGAGUCGAAAAUUGGCCGGGAGAGGAAAAAAAUGGAGCAAAAUGGCUGAAAGUGCAGAGAUCAUGAUUGCGAAGCAAAUGUCACGGGAACAGACCGUAUAAUGGACAAGGAAACUGUGAAUAUUGCACACUUCAAGAAGGGUUCGUAUGCCUCGUGGGCAGUGUCAAGAUCACAGUCUCGAAACCAUGAUUUCAACAAGCGACCCAUGAAAUUCAUUAGUGAAACGGCGCAUUUUGCGCAGAAAACACGCGCGGUUUCACUGUCGACUACACAGACAUGAUGUGAGAUGGUGAUUUGUGCACUAAGAACCAAUAUAAGGGAGAGUUGUCUGAAAAAGGCAAAGUCCUAGCUAGAGAGAUAUAGGAGCUUUGAAUGUUAUAUCAGUUAUGCACUAAAGAAUCUUUAAUAGUGAGUGAUUUGCAACUCUCGAACUACAAUCACCGACAAUCCAAGCCGAAAAUCUCAUCAUAAUUUUCCAAUUAGUGAGCCAUCUCUCUUAUCUUCCAAAUUAGAAAGAAGCUAAUUAAGUUGACGAAAAAUAAUUGAGCCUUGUAAUCAAACAUACAAACGGACAGACAUUACGUGACAUGUAGAUAGAGUCAACGAUAAGAACAAAGACUCCCUUCUUAAUCAAUGAAAUUGAAACGACAACAACUUGAUUAAAUUGAAUAAAUAUACACAACACUAAAUUAUUUGCUUGUAUACAUCUGCGAUGAACGAUCAUGGCAUGAAUUGUAGUGGGCCGGACGGUGUUUUGUGGUGAGAACCAAAUCGGAACUCUAUACCGAAAGAGGUCAAUAAAAGUGGCGUAGUGGGAAUGUGGGAUAGUGGGGUGGGCAAUGGGUCGAUCUGCAUCGGAUAGAAUCGAUAUUUGGACCGGAUCACACCAAAUUGAAUAUAAUAUGAUCUGCUUCUUGGUUCUAUGAAUUUUAAAAUCACCGAAGAAAAAUGAACCGAACUUACAUUUGGACCGGACCAAAACGGACCGAAAGCACUGUCGAUCCGGUCCUUGAUCCUAAUAUAUCUUUUAUUAUUGGACCGCGGUUCUCGUGAAUUUGGUCUGAUCCGUUCCGCGGCACGGACCGAUGCCCAACCCUAGUGGCCGGCAACUGGCAAUCCCACCCCAGUACAAGAAAAAAAAAAGAAAUUAAAAUUCAUGUAUUUCUCACGGUAGCAUUAUUUAGCCUUCAUAACCCAAUAAUUAAAACCAAAGAAGAGAGUAAUUAGUUUUCUCCAUGGUUGUCACGUCGGCCGGCGUGCCACCGAUUGUACGGGGUUCAACCGGUAACGGUCAUAAAACCGGCGUGACACUAUCGGUAUGACUGGCAUGAUCGAUAUACGAAUUUCUAAGUAAAAUCACCUUAUUUUAGAGAAUUUAAUUGAUAAAAAUUAUUUUAUUAUUUAUUUUAUGAGUAUAAAAGUUAAAUAUUGAUGUUAUUUGUUGGAUUCAAAUAUAAAUGUUUAGGUAUUGACGUUAAAUGUCAUGUUUAAAUAUGAGUAUUUAUAAUUUUAUUUGUAAUAUUGACCGGCAUGAACCGGCACAAACCGGUAUGUGUCACCGGUUGAACCAUUCCACUUGCUAAACCGGCGCACUGGCAUGAACCGGUUUGACAACCUUGGUUUUCUCCCACCAUGCUUCCACUUGGCUUUGAUGGCUGGCUAUAUAAGAGAGAGAUGGCUCACUUCCCCAGUUGGAUAUCGCACUUCCUUUCCCAUCUUCCCUACCUUACACAAUCAACAAUGGCCGCCGCCACCAAACUUCUCACCUCAGUCUUCAUCCUCUACCUGUCUUUCGCCUUUCAGUUGUUCCCCUCUGGGAAUAGCGAGCUCCAAUCGAGUUUUUAUGGAGAGAGCUGCCCUAGAGCUGAAGAGAUCAUCAAAGAAGAGGUGAUCAAGCUCUACAAUGAACAUGGCAACACCGCCGUUUCUUGGCUUCGCAACCUCUUCCACGACUGUGUCGUCAAGUCGUGCGAUGCGUCGCUACUGCUAGAAACGGCGAACGGAAUCAAAUCGGAGAAGGACACCAGCCGAAGCUUCGGGAUGAGGAAUUUCAAGUACGUCGCCACCAUCAAGCGCGCCCUUGAGUCCCACUGCCCGUCCACCGUCUCCUGCGCCGACAUCGUCGCUCUCUCUGCCCGCGACGGGAUUGUCAUGCUGGGCGGCCCGAGAGUGGAGCUGAAAACGGGGCGGAGAGACAGCAAGCAGAGCUACGCUUUGGAUGUGGAGAGCUCCAUCCCCAACCACAACGACUCCAUCUCGGCCGUCCUCUCCCGCUUCGGGUCCAUGGGCCUCGACACCGAAUCCACGGUCGCUCUCCUCGGGGCCCACUCCGUCGGCCGGGUCCACUGCGUCAAUCUGGUGGGCCGGCUCUACCCGACCGUCGACCCGACUCUCGACCCGGAAUACGCCGGGUACCUCAAGGCCCGGUGCCCGACCCCCGACCCGGACCCGAAGUCCGUGCUCUACUCCAGAAACGACCGCGAGACGCCGAUGAUUCUGGACAACAUGUACUACAAGAACGUGCUGGAGCACAAGGGGUUGCUUUCGGUGGACCAGCAGCUGGCUUCCGACCCUCGCACGGCGCCGUUUGUGGAGAGGAUGGCUGCCGACAACGGCUAUUUCCACCAGCAGUUUGCCAGGGCGGUGGUGGUAUUGUCGGAGAAUAACCCGCUCAUCGGAGAGGAGGGGGAGGUCAGGAGGGAUUGUCGUUAUGUAAAUGGCAACUAAACGGGUGGGCUUGAAUGAAGUCCGUAUAUUUAUGGGCCUAAGGCCUUUGAUCAUGUCGAAGUGUGCGAGAUAUGUAAUGACAGUUGGAUUGGUCUUCGAGUUGAAACUUGAAAGUGAUUUCGAAAUAAUAUGAUGCAUAUGUUACUGACUUACUGUAAGUAUUGAUUAUCUUUUGUAAAAAAAAAAAAAAUUUACUGUAAGUAUUGGGCGCGUGCUCGAAUAGACUAAUUAACAUCAGCGAGCAUAGCAUAGCACUACUAGCAGGCAUCAGUGGAAAAUAGCCACAUUCCACCUCCACAGUAUAUGUUUGGCAUACACAUGCUACUCUCACAUAUCUAUAGUCUAUAAGUAGUGAUGGCAAUGGAACCUGUUCUGUCGGGUAUUACCAGAUUUGAUUCGCGAUGGGGUGGGUUAUGAAUAUCUACUUUCGCUUAGCCUCACUUUGUUUUUGGCACAUUUUAUCUCGAGUUUUAAAAUAUCUAUUCAUAUUUCUCCUAUUUUGACUUUUCUUCAACCAGUUAGACAUUAUCUUACAACUAAUUAGGCUCGUUAUCCAUUCUAUUAUCACUAUUUUCAUUCAUAAAGUGUUUUAUCGUAGAAAGUAAAAUUUUGGGCGUAUUUUUUUUAAAUAACAUGUAAUAGUAGGUAGACUCGCCCCGCCCCGUACCCGUGCGAGUAUUACCUACAUCAAUCCACAAUAACAUAGAGCAGAACAUGAAUAUUGAGGUACCCGACCGCCCCUUCUCAUCACUAUCUAUAAGUCCAACCAUCAAUAUCUAUUGACUAUUGAGGUACACCAACUUUUGUUUAACAAAUAAAUAAUUACUAGAAAAUAAUCUCGCUUUGCUGCUGCCCUUAUGGAUUGGAAAGUAGUACUCCCCUAGCCUAAUUACCUUAUUUGCAAGGAAUGAAAAUUAUUCAAAAAGGUAUUUCAAUAGUUGUAACAUAAACUCAUGUAAGGAUGGAAACUCAUCGGUUUUGGGUGGAUUGUUGAUAUUUGUCACCGUACCUUGAUUAGCUUAGAUUUUAUUCAUAUCAUUACUCAUAUAAGAUUCGGGUAUGCUCAAAUCAAAUCCAAUCGAGUUUUGAAUAUCAAGGAAUAUCCACGUAUAACUAUUUUCAUUUCUUGUCUCAACUAACUUCUUACUAAUCAUGAGCGUAUUAACAAUAUAAAAAUGAAAAAGUACAUAUAAUGAAGCACCAAUUCUAAGUGAAAUAAUAAAAAAGAACUCAAUUCAUAAAAUGUUAUAUUGUAGUAUGAAUGUAGAAUAUGUUAAGAUAGAAAGAAGGAUUUAUAAGAAAAAAUUGAAUAUACA
Messenger RNA from Linum trigynum, 7861 nucleotides. The record is from the annotation of a GenBank genome assembly. NCBI's taxonomy places the organism in Eukaryota, Viridiplantae, Streptophyta, Magnoliopsida, Malpighiales, Linaceae.